AUGUCCGUGAAGUUAAACCAGUAUGAAUGGCAGGGGAUUCUCCGCCCUCUAAAGGAUGAAGAUGUUCGAGGUCUUGAUCAGUACAAUGAGUCGACUUCAGAGGGACAUCGCAAUCUGGCAUGGAUUUGGAAAACCAAUCUCCUAGGUGGAGAUAAAGGUCUCCAGGAAGUGUUGAGAAUUGAGUGGUGCAAGUCUUGGGCACUGAGCUCAACGGUGGCAAGAAGAAUGCGCGUUAUUGACUGA
Molecule: messenger RNA, 243 nt
Organism: Desarmillaria tabescens
Lineage: Eukaryota; Fungi; Basidiomycota; Agaricomycetes; Agaricales; Physalacriaceae
Exons: 2
Coding region: 1-243 (80 amino acids)
Source: RefSeq, a predicted model, not a curated record